Chrysoperla carnea is the source of this 1455-nucleotide messenger RNA. RefSeq names its product solute carrier family 46 member 3-like. Gene Ontology annotation, molecular function: transmembrane transporter activity. Bases 1 to 1455 code for a protein of 484 amino acids. Gene Ontology annotation, cellular component: membrane. The transcript has 8 exons. The record is from RefSeq and is a predicted model, not a curated record. Lineage: Eukaryota; Metazoa; Arthropoda; Insecta; Neuroptera; Chrysopidae. Gene Ontology annotation, biological process: transmembrane transport.
AUGUCAAAUACAACAAAUCAAAAUCUUCCAUCAAAAUGGUAUACAAAAAUUUCAGUUGAAAUAUCUAUUUCACUGUAUAUGUUAGCGUUCAUGUUAACUACUGUAUUCGAACAGGCAUUUUUUGUUCAUAAGGCCUGUAUUUCAAAUCACGGUUUUAGUCAAAAUAUAUGUGACCAUUUAUAUGAUAAGAAGUUUGAAAAUUAUUCGCAUGUAGUACAGGUAACAGUAUCAAAUUACUUGCAAUGGGACAGUUUAGCAACAAAUAUUAUACCAAUGAUUUUAGUAUUAUUUCUUGGAAGUUGGUCUGAUAAAUAUGGACGCAAAUUUCCUUUAAUAUUGGGCCUUUGUGGAAAAUUUUUUUACUCAUUUAUGAUUAUUAUAAAUGCAUUACAACCAACAUGGCCAUUAAAAUAUGUAAUAUACACAGCAGUAUUGCCAAUGGCAUUAACAGGCGCAGAUGCGGCCAUUUUUUCCUCAGCAUAUAGUUAUUUAACAGAUAUUACAACUAAAAAAAAUCGAACAUUUCGUAUAUCAGUUUUAGAUGGAUGUUACCUGAGCACAAUGCCUAUUGGAAUUGCAAUAGGUCGUUAUUUAUUUACAAAUGUAUUGGGAAAAUCGUAUGCAAAGUUAUUUUCCAUAAAUGCAGCAUUGUUGGCUAUUUCAAUUAUAUAUUCAGUAUUAGUGUUAAAAUGCUGUACGACGGAAAACCAAACACGUUUUCAACUUAAUUUGAAUUCUAUUUGUGAAUUCUUUAAUAAAAAGCAUGCAGUAGCCGCAUUUAAAUGUUUCACAAAACGAAAAGGAAGAGUUUGGUUGCUGCCAUUCAUGAUAAUAGUAAUGUGUUACAGAUUUCAACGAGACGAAAGAAAUUAUAUUUACUUAUUUUUUAUGAGAAAAUUGGAUUGGGAUUAUAACGAUUUCAGUUACUUUCUAGCAUUUCGAUCAACAUUACAUGUAUUUAUGUUACUGUAUGGUGUACCAUUUAUUAUACGCAAUUUUAAAUGGCGAGAUUCAAUUUUAAUAAUCAUAGGAGUUUUUUCAGUUGUGAUAUCUAGAUUUAUAUUCAUGUUUGUUGAAACAGAUUUAUUAUUUUAUAUAGGUACUUUGUUUGGAAGUUUUGGGCCUUGUGUUGCACCAGUUAUACGUUCUAUGAUUUCUAAACUAAUAACGGCAAAUGAAAGAGGAUUAGUAUUUUCUUUAAUUUCUGUAGCAGAUAAUUCGGUACCUUUAUAUUCUGGUAUAAUCUAUUCCCAAACUUACAAUUACACGUUCGAAUGGUUUCCUGGAGCUUUCUUUUUGAUUACAAUUGCAAGUCAACUUAUUAUUUUUGGAAUUACACUUGCAAUUGAGUUGACAGUACCAAAAGAUAAAUUUAUAUAUCAAGAACCAAUUGAGAAAAAUAAUACUGCAGAUGUCAAACCAACCGAAAAUAUUAAAUUAUUGGAACCGGCAUAA